Messenger RNA from Plutella xylostella (diamondback moth), 991 nucleotides. Its product is annotated as very long chain fatty acid elongase 7. Gene Ontology annotation, cellular component: endoplasmic reticulum membrane. The record is from RefSeq and is a predicted model, not a curated record. Gene Ontology annotation, biological process: fatty acid elongation, saturated fatty acid; sphingolipid biosynthetic process; fatty acid elongation, monounsaturated fatty acid. Gene Ontology annotation, molecular function: fatty acid elongase activity. Lineage: Eukaryota; Metazoa; Arthropoda; Insecta; Lepidoptera; Plutellidae.
CAGACACUAGUAGACUAUUUACAAUAAUUUAUAAUUUUUACUUUAAAUAUAAUUUAAAUUCAAUUAAAGGCCUUUUUUUUUGAACUAAUGUUAUUGCAUAAUCACUUUUAAUAUCAUAAGUAGUGCACAUACACCAUGUCCAGCUAUUGUGUUUUACUGACUGAUACGAAGACAGCAUUCGACGAAGCCGGAAUAGCUUUCAUAGUAUUCGUGUAUUUGUUAUUUACAUUACGUAUUGGGCCGAGAUUUAUGAGAAACAAAAGUCCAUGGGCUCCUGUGGAGGCGAUUUUCUUCUUUAAUAUCAUUAAAUUAGUCCACGCCUGCUUCUUAACUAAAUAUUUCUAUUUCUAUAUUGACAAAAUGGGUAUAUUUCCUCAAGAAUGCCUGGAUCAUGUUCAAAGCAAUAUAGACUGCGUCUACUACCGCCUGAUGCUAGUCAAGAUGCUGGACCUCUGCGACACCAUGUACCUGAUCCUCCGCAAUGAGUUCCACCAGGUGACCUUCAGUCACGUGUACCGCCGGCUCAUGAUGCUGUUCAUCACGUGGGUCUGCCUCAAGUACGACGGCACCUCCGUGCUCUGGGCCUUCGUGGGGAUGGUCCAUUCCGCUCUGCUGGUCCCCAUGUACCUGGCUGAUGCCCUGGUGAUCCUCGGCCCGAGAGCUGCUAGAUUUGCGUGGUGGAGGAAGUACUUUCCCGCUGUUUAUAUGGCGCAAUUCCUCGUCUUCCUCCUGCACACUGGCGCCCUCUCGGUGGAGCUGGGCUGUCCCCGCAGCCGCGCGCUGGUGGGGGCGGUGGCGGCGCACGGGGCCGGGUUCCUCAUGCUGUACUGCCUCUACUGGCGAUACUGCAGGAGGGCGAGGGCGAGGGGAGAGGAUGAGAUAAUAUUAUCGGCCUAAAACCCUUCCUUCAUUGGAAGAAGACUGAUGCCCCAGCAGUGGGGACGUGGUCAUUGUGAUGAUGAUGAUGAUAUUAUAGACCAUGUCAUGAACA